GAUUGUGCCGAAGAGGAGUCUUAUGAUCAGUUUUUGGAAUGGAGGUAUUUGUUUCUUAUCAUCCAUAUGAUGGAGAUCUACCUAAAUGUCGAACAGUAAAUUUCAGCAGUCAAUUUAGAACCAUUCUUGUUUUAAUAGCUUUGUCAAGUUGCCUAACUAUAUCAUCUGUCUUUGCUGUGAAUGUUGAUACUGCAGUUAAAAGAAGUCCACCUGGUUUGAAUUCCCCAAGUAAAGUUUGGUGGGCGAAAGAAAUUACACCAGAUUUUCAUGUUGCUGGAAGGCUGACUGAAAGGCAAAUCAAAUAUGCAUCAGAGGCAGGCUUUAGAAGUAUUCUUUCCUUGUUUGUGUAUGAGACUGAUGACUUUGGUAGUUUUGGUGGAGAGUAUUUACCAACAACUGCCGAAGCCUGGGCUGCUGCCCAUAAAGCUAGCUUACAGUAUGUUGCUUUGAUUGGUGCUAAUGAUGACUGGGGCAGUGUGGAUACUGUUCGAAAAUUUUCAGAUGUCCUCCCUAAGUUACGAAGACCAAUCUUGUUACAUUGUGAUAGAGGAUAUACCAUUACAUUUGUGACCCUGAUGUACAUGGCUAAUGAGACACGCUACAAUGCCAGUUUCGAGCCAAAGAUUCGUAGUGAAGAGUUUUAUAAGAUUACAGCAGCGAUGGGAUUAGACUUCACACAUGAUGAUCUUAAGGAGGUAGUUGCAAACAUAACUGGUGAAGAAGUUGUUAAAAAUCCCCCAAAGCACAAUUGUCAACCAGAGGAAUGGUUAGAUUUUUGGUUAGCACAUCCUGUUUCUAAAAACUGGUAUGUUGCUGGGCAAAUUCGAAAAUGUGAUGUAAAAUCAUUAGAGGCAACUGGAUUUAAAGCUAUUGUCAAUAUGAGACUAGGGGUGACUCACAAUGGUAAGGUAUCACAAGAGCCUGUUGCUCUGUUGAAUAUCAAAGAUGGUAGCUCUACCUACGGAAAUGAUUCUACACCACCACGGCAGGACCUGAGUACACUAAAUAAAGAUAAAAUCAACAGACAUCAUAGCUCAGAUUAUAUCGGUGAAAAAUCAAAAAUGAACUAUGAAAUUGAGAAUCCAUCAGAAUUUGGUGAUGAUAUUGGCUAUAAUGAACAGUUAGAAAAAGAUUUUGUUGGAAAAUCUUCACUGAAAUACUAUCACAUUCCAAUUUCACCUGAUACCAAUUUUACAUCAGAAACAUUUCUGCAGGUUAAAGAUACUUUACUAGAAGCAGGGCAAAAUGGUCCUGUGUUACUGCAUUGUCGAGAUGGUAGGCGUGUAGCUUACUUUGGAGUUUUAGCAGCAGCAUUACAAGGUGGCCUUGACUUAGAGUGGGCUUUGAAAAGAGUUCAAGAGCUUGGCUUUGAGGUUAGUAAAGAUGUUCGGCCAGACGUGUAUAAGAUGUACUGUGAAUCUCUUAACACACGGAAAACAGAUAUGAAAGAAGAGUUGUGAUACAGUAGUCAACAUAAUACUUACUAUACAGCUUAUACCAAAUUUUAACAUUUCAGUUUUGUUGUUUAACUCGACUUUUUUUUUUUGAAAAAAAAAAGUAGAGGUAUUGUUAUAGUCCUGGCGGCAUUGCCAUUGCCAUAGCCGUCUGCAAACUUGUACCUGGAUCAUAACUUUUGAAGUUCUUGGUGUAUUUAUUCAUACUUGGCCACAACAACCCUUGGGACAAGACCUUUUAGUAGACCAGACUAACCUUGACCUUCAUCCAUAAAUGACUUUGACCUUCAAGGUCAAAUGUCCAAAUUUU
Ruditapes philippinarum (Manila clam) is the source of this 1764-nucleotide messenger RNA. RefSeq lists its product as uncharacterized. The record is from RefSeq and is a predicted model, not a curated record. NCBI's taxonomy places the organism in Eukaryota, Metazoa, Mollusca, Bivalvia, Venerida, Veneridae.